Messenger RNA from Prosopis cineraria, 3273 nucleotides. RefSeq lists its product as uncharacterized. NCBI's taxonomy places the organism in Eukaryota, Viridiplantae, Streptophyta, Magnoliopsida, Fabales, Fabaceae. The record is from RefSeq and is a predicted model, not a curated record. The transcript is spliced from 15 exons. The coding region runs from base 801 to 3107 and encodes 768 amino acids.
UGAUCGGGCGAAACCGGACCUUUAGGAGUACACCCGUGAAUCCGUGAUUUUCGAUUCUACCAAGUCAAAAAUAUCCCUAGGCUGCCUGAUAUGGCGGCAUGGAUCUUCCCAAACACGACAUUCUUAACGGUGCAAUUUUCAAAGAUCCAUUUUUUUCUUAUAUUUUUUUGGGGAAUUAAAGGAAAAAAGAAAACAUCAUUAAUAGCAUGACCUUCGAUCGGUUUGACGAGAAUGAUUGGCUCCUCCCGUAUGCCAACCAGGUAUAUGAAUCAUUAUUAUUGUCGCCCAGAACGCUCAAGAGGCCUUUUUUCCACGCGUUCUUCUUAUCCCACGACCUUCCCUGUUUCCACAUUCUCCUCCUCCAACAUAUCAUCAAUCGCUUCAACCCGGACCCACAUUUCAAAUUUCAAAUUGAAAUUUGAGGGUCAAUCUCAACUAUGCGUGUGCAGGGCGAGAGAUAUCAUUGAUGGGUUUGGUUUGCUCUGGAAAAGAAGAGGUGGGGGAGAAACUGAGAAAGUUGGUUCCUUUAUGGUUCAUGACUUGUGGGAUUAUGCUCAAUUAACAUGGAAAGAAAGAGGGAUGAUCAUUUGAGCAUUUCCUUCUAAAAGCUGAGGGUCAAUCCCAAUCGUGUGACUAAAGAGUGAGAAAUCUUUAAUGGUUUUGGUUUGCUUUGAAAAAAAAGGCGAUAAAGUCGGGUCCUUUAUGGUUCAGGACUUGUGGGUUAUACUGAACUAGCCAUUGAAAGAAUAAGGGGAUGAUAAUUUGGGCUUUGAGCAUUACUAAAUCGACUAUAACCACACAUGUUUAGGAGAUUAGGAUGGCUUUUGAGUCAAAGGAGUUUGUCAACGAAGAGGUUGCUCAAUGCGGAGCAACCAGACCCGGCAGCUACAAUGUCAAUGGAGAAGCAUCUGCAAAUGGAUGCUGUCCAUGAAGUUGCCAUUUAUGUUCAUAGAUUUCAUAAUCUUGACCUUUUUGAUAAGGGAUGGUACAAAAUCAAGAUCACCAUGAGAUGGGAGAAUGAUGCAAACACAUAUUCAGGCAUUCCAGCAAGGGUCGUUCAAUAUGAAGCUCCUGAAGUAGGUUCUGAUAAUUUAUGCAGAGUUUGGAGGAUUGAUGAUGCAGACAACAGUUUUUCAACACCUCCUUUCCGUAUCAAAUAUGCAAGGCAGGAUGUGUUUCUUUCUAUCAUGGUUUCGUUCUACCUAUCUUUUGGUGGAUAUGAGGGGCAAUGUUCUACUGCUGUUAUCCUGAGGUUUGAGCUUAUGUACUCCCCCGUGUCAAAAAUUAGGCCUGAUUUACAUGCUUCCCUAGAUCAAUGCACUGCUGCAGUUCAUGAAUACAGAAUACCCCCUAAAGCUCUUUUGGGAUUACAUUCAUAUUGCCCUGUUCAUUUUGAUGCUGUACAUACUGUCCUUGUUGAUACUAGUGUGCACAUCAGUCUACUAAGAGCUGGUUUUCGCACACCCCGACUGAUGAUACCCAGUGAUUCCCUGGCUUCAGAAGGCACUCACAGUGAAGAUUCUACUGUGUCAAAUAAAGUUAUGCUCAUCAAAGCAUUGAUUGCUGCUCGAGAUAUCCUGCUUGAAGAUCUAAGAAGAUUAAGCAAGGGAAUUGACCAAGCUAUUGAUUGGACUGAAAUUACUUCCAAAAUGGAUUCAUUUGGUUCUGCUCCUGCAGAUAUGGAAAUUAAAGAUGGGAUUGAGGGAGAUUCCCCACCUGUAUCUGUGGAAUAUCUGUCAAAAUCUUUCCGGCCUCUGGGGAAUCAACUCUUAUAUCUGUGGAAUCAAUUUCUGAUAUUCCAUAGGGAAAACAAAAUGAAUAUAAUGGAAUUUCUCCGUAAUUCAUGGGCCAAUGACCGAAGAGCUGAAUGGUCAAUUUGGAUGGUGUACUCAAGGGUCGAGAUGCCUCAUCGCUAUUUGAGUAAUAGAGCUGAUAGGACAUCAUUGCGUGGUAGCUUUCUUGGAAGAUCGUUAAGUUUGAGGAGGUCAAGAGAUGAUCCUGUUCAGACUGCUUCAAUGCGUGCUGAACUUCAUAGGCGAAGUAUCUCUCACAUGAGGAUCAACAACCGCUCACUUCAAGACAUGCAUAUAUUUGGGGAUCCUUUGUGCUCUCCUAUUGUUAUUGUUGAACGCGUGACAAACAUUAUGCGUUCAACCAGUGUGAAUUCAUACUUCAAUCCUUUUGCGGAGAAAGCAAAAUAUCCAAUGGAAAAUGUAUCUAGAGCCGCAAUCAAAUUUUCUGCAAGUAGCGCUCAGAAAAAAGAGCAUGUUUUGAGAGUAGUUGUUUUUGUGCAUGGGUUUCAGGGACAUCAUUUGGAUUUACGGCUUGUUCGGAAUCAGUGGCUUUUAAUAGACCCCCAUGUGCAGUUUCUUAUGUCAGCAAGUAAUGAAGACAAAACAUCUGGAGACUUCAGAGAAAUGGGAUCACGGCUCGCGCAGGAAGUGAUCACUUUUCUUGAAAAGAAGAUCAUUAAAUCUUCAAAAAAUGGAAACCCAAAAGAAAUCAAGCUUAGCUUUGUUGGUCAUUCUAUUGGAAAUCUUAUUAUCCGGACUGCUUUGGCAGAGAAAGUCAUGGAGCCAUAUCUAAGAUACUUGUAUACAUAUGUUUCAAUGUCUGGUCCACACUUAGGUUAUAUGUACAGUUCAAACUCUAUAUUUAACUCAGGACUUUGGCUUUUGAAGACCCUUAAUGGAACACAAUGCAUCCAUCAGCUGACUUUUACAGAUGACCCUGAUCUUGAAAACACCUUCAUCUACAAUCUUUCCAAGAGGAAGACGCUGGAAAACUUCAGGAAUGUGAUACUGUUAUCAUCACCUCAGGAUGGUUAUGUUCCAUACCACUCUGCCAGAAUUGAACAGUGUUCGGCAGCUUUUUUGGAUUCCUCUAAAAAAGGGAAAAUCUUCCUGGAGAUGUUGAAUAAUUGCUUGGACCAGCUCCGAGCUCUGUCUGAUCAUCGUGUGGUCAUGCGCUGUGACGUUAACUUCAACACCGCCUCUUAUGGCCGGAGCUUGAGCACGCUCAUUGGACGCGCUGCUCACAUUGAGUUUUUGGAGUCUGACACUUUUUCCAAGUUCAUAAUGUGGUCUUUCCCAGAGAUGUUUCUCUAGUCAUCAGGGAAACUCAGCUGAUGUAGAAAACAAAAGUGAAUUUAGCACAAGAUUUCCAGAAAAACUGGAUUGGGAUCAAAGGUCAGAGCUUUGAUGCGACUAUUUAAAUGUUUGCAACACAAGAUUUUUCAAUAGAAACACAACAUGUGUAUAUGUUUUAGUUUUA